Molecule: messenger RNA, 189 nt
Organism: Prunus armeniaca (apricot)
Lineage: Eukaryota; Viridiplantae; Streptophyta; Magnoliopsida; Rosales; Rosaceae
Source: the annotation of a GenBank genome assembly
AUGUUGGUGGAAUUAAGAAUCCAAUCUGUGGAGAUCCUGGGAGAUUCUAUGCUUGUCUUGAAGCAGAUUGAUGGAGAAUACAAGUGCUUAAGUCCUUCUCUGGUUGUUUAUUUAAUGGCAACUAGAAAUCUUCUGAUAGAAUUCAGAGAAGCUACUUGGGAGCACAUCCCAAGGGAAGAAACUUUGUAG